Molecule: messenger RNA, 507 nt
Organism: Ruditapes philippinarum (Manila clam)
Lineage: Eukaryota; Metazoa; Mollusca; Bivalvia; Venerida; Veneridae
Exons: 5
Source: RefSeq, a predicted model, not a curated record
AUGUCUGCAUCACAGUCAGAGAAAUUAUUGCGGGCUAAACAUACGUCUGUACCUCCAGCACAUGGCAUCCGUGUAUCAGAACUGACAGGAAAGUGUGAGAAAACAACAUCUGACGAUAUCAAAGAAGCUGGGUAUUCCUAUGCAGAAACAGUAAUCAUGGACAAAAAGUUCACUAAGCCCGUAGAGAACUUUGAACGAAUACAUUGGAAUGAUUCUAAAGGGAUCAGUCCAGGCUUUCGAUUUGACCUGUAUUGGUCGAAAGAAGAUGUUGAAAAUUAUUUUACUGACAACCUGAUUAAAAUCGCAUUUACUAAUGCGUCACACAGACUCGAUCUUUGGUUUUUCAAUGAGAAAGAUGUACUCUCGAAGAAGGAGAAUAUGAUACUCUACGAACAGGAAGUACAAACUGGUAAUGUAAGCAAUACAAUGCACAAUACAAUGCCGAUUGUGAAAGCAGGACAUAGAAUUGUACAAUUGUCAAUUCUUGCGCAGAGUGAAUCUUUGAAG